GUCCGGUCAACGAAAGCUAGGACGUUGUACUCUUAUUUAUGCGUACAUUGGGGUAUUAAAUGUUUGAAUAUAUGAUUUCACAUUAAGUCAUUAUGUCGCGUUUCUUCGCCAACAUUAUCUUCACCAUACUCGGUUCCUGUCUCAACCAUUAGCAUAGUUACGAUAAACUAUCAGGUUGCCCUCCUGCACGACAAUGGAGACAGCCGGAUGUUCUGUAUCAAGCAACCACACUUUAAACUCCUCAGGUAAUGGCUGUCAAUGGGAGGUCAGUGACAACAUCAAACUGUGUCGCUUCCUCUGCUAUGGCUCGGAGGGAGACAAAUACACUGCAAGAGAGGAGACCCAUCCCAGCAUGGACAGAGUGGGAUCCCUGCUUACCCUGCUUCAGGAAGGCCAAGGUGUUGAAGUCGUGGAAGAAAUAAAAAGAUUUUCUCAAAAUGGGCAAGCAGUGAGACUUGACCCUUGCAUUUUUGCCUUGGCUUUGUGUUCGCAACACUCUGAGGUGAAGACCAGACAGGCGGCUUUCAAGGCGCUGAAGGAAGUUUGCCAGGAACCUGCCCAUCUUUUUUCUUUUAUUCAAUAUAAGAAACAAUUAAAAGAGGACAUGAAGUGUGGAAUUUGGGGACGUGCCCUAAGGAAAGCUGUGUCUGACUGGUACAACGGGCAGGAUGCUAUGAGUCUUGCUGCGGGUGUGACCAGAUGUAAACAGAGAGAGGGGUGGUCACACCAGGAUUUACUCAGGCUCUCUCACACCAAACCAGCACAUGAAGCUAUUGCCUUGAUCAGCAAAUAUGUAACAAAGGGAUGGAAAGAGACCCAAGUGGCGUACACUGAUACGGACAACUCAGACGAGGUUGUCAAAGUGCUUUCAUAUCUUGAAGUGGUCGAGAAGGUCAAGCACAGUUGUGACGAAACAGAAGUCAUCAAUUUGAUUGAGGAGCACAAAUUGGAGAGGGAGCAGCUUCUUACAGAUCACCUGAAGUCCAAAUCAGUUUGGCGGGCGUUGUUAAAGGAAAUGCCUCUCCAAUCUGUACUAAGGAUGCUGGGAAAGAUGACGGCCAAAAAGGUGCUUCAGCCUGACAGCAUGGAAACACGAGCACUGUGUGAGAGAAUCCAGAGUGAAGCAGCGCUAAAGAAGGCUGUUGUACACCCUUUCAGCAUCCAACUGGCUUGUGAAAACUACAAAAGAGGCCAGGGCUAUCAGGGUAAAACAAAAUGGGCAGCUGAUAGCAGUAUCCUCAAAGCCCUGGACUCCGCCUUUUAUAAGAGUUUUAUGAAUGUGGAGCCAGCCGGUAAAAACUUUGUUGUGGCCGUUGAUGUGAGCACAUCAUUGACCAGUGUUGUCCCGGGGACGUCAAUCAGCACUGCAGUCGCUGCGGCAGUAAUUGCAAUGGUGUUUGUAAGAACAGAGGCUAACACGCAUGUGCUGGCCUACUCUGAAGGAGCUUUGAAGCUGUGCUCUGUAUCUGCUGACAUGACUCUGGCGCAAACUACUGAUGAACUAGUAAAGAUUCCUGGAGGGAGCACUGAUUGCACUCUUCCCAUCACAUGGGCCACAAAGAAGGGCAAAGCUGUGGAUGUGUUCAUCAUUCUCACCAACAACCCAGUGUGGACUUUCACUGCCAGCCCAGUGGAGACUCUGAAGAAGCACAGACAAAAAACGGGAUGCCAUUCCAAGUUGGUGAUGUGUGGGAUGACAUCAGUCGGACACACCAUUGCAGACACAGAGGACCGAGGCCUACUGAGUAUUAGCGGCUUUGAUCUUGGUGCCUUUAGCGUCAUUCGUAACGUAGCACAGGAUCUAAUGUGAAAAGUGUUUAAUGAAGGAACACAGCUGAACGAUUCGGCUCAGAAUAGAAUAUAGAGACAAAGUGUCCAAAGUGGACAACACUCUCAAAAUAUAAUAUGCAUAUGUUUUCUUGCUUGGAAAAAGCAUAUAACAUAUGAUUGCAUAUAGUGCUGCUAAAACUUGAGCUCAAUCAGCAACACUUUUUCAUUUGCUGUUGAAAUGCUGAGACACUUGAGGACCAUCAACAUGAAGACAGAUGGCGUCAUGGUCGUACACUGCUACUGAAUGUAGCAUCAUGUAAAGUUUAGUGGCUUUUGAUUGGCUGUAGUGAUGUGCUUUAUGCAGAGGCUUAACAGCAGAUGUAGCCUAUUUUUAUUGGAAAGGUAUUUACAGAGUUAGAGUGAUGACUUAGCAAGACGGGUGUGAAGGUAUUUUCCAAGGGUAUUCCAUUUCCAGGAAAAGCAACAAUUUUUACAUGUUAAAUUCUCAGAUUUGUGUUCUGAAAUGUUUUGAGUACAUUGCUGUUUACAGUUACAUUUAUUCACAGGAGUAGUGUAUCAAUAGUGGUAUAUUUUUUCAUACCACAAUGUCAAAUUAAUUUUAAGACAAGUUGAAAAAAUGCAAGGAUUUACAUUUUGCACAGUUGAAUUUUAGGGAGGUUGUAAGUAGCGCUUCGGAAAAGGAAUGGGAGUAAGCAGCUGAUGUUCAUCAGCUGAUUCAAAGUUUAAGACCGCUCAGACUUAAAAGCAAAACAUUGUUGCCAUGUCCAAAUUUGGACAUUUUCUGGUAGGUGGUCACACUGUCAUGAUCUCACGGUGGCAACACACUCUAGCUUUGAGCGUGUAAUCCUUGUUGUUACUGGUAUGGAGUGCAGUCCUAUAACCAUCAGAAGGCAUCUGCAAGAGAGGUUUUAAGAACAAAAAAACAUAUUCAAAUACCUCGGCUCCUUCAACAUUACAAAAUUGCCAGUUGUACCAAACAUGUGACAUUGAAAGGUGGAAGAAAGCUUCAUUAUCUGAUGAGAAAAGUUUUAACCUUGAUGGCCCUGAUGGUUUCCAGCUUUAAUGGCAUGACGAGAUCUCACAUGGGUAUAGCGGAGCUUCCAGUUGUUCAGGGGUGUCAAACGGCAGCUGGCUAUGUGGAGAUGUAGCUGAAGGGGCUUGUCUGUGGGCUAAUGACUGGGUUUUUCAACAGGACACUGCAUAACCUCAUUUUGACAGACAUCCUGCACAUCCUCUGUAAGAUCUAACAGUAUAAAAUGUAAAUUGCACAUUUUCAACACUUUUUAAAAUUUUGAUCAAGUCUACCUGUUCCCUUUAUGUUUAGGUAUAAAUGUUGGUGUCCUUUAAUGCAGUAGAUGCAUUUGGAUUUCUUUUUUAUUUUAGUAGUUGGAGGAAUUGGGUGUUCUCAGUAUUAUGUGCAUCACUUAAAAAAAUCCAAUAUUAUAUUUUUAACAAUGGGAAACCUCAUGGAGUGUUUUAUAAUGUAGCAUUUUAUGUAAGAAACAAAUAUUAAAAGAUAAAAAAAAAAUACUACCCAUGGAAAUUAAAUGAAACUGGAUGUAUUUGCUAAACUAAAAAAAUCACAGCACAAUGUUAUUGUAGUGCAAAAAAUGUUUUGUUCGGUCAGGUAAACAUACCAAUUGCCACAGUAACAAAUGACGUACUGUUGUUUUUCAUCUAAUACAGGUGCAAAUUGACAUUGAGUUAAAUGAUUUCAACAUGAUCUAGCCAAUAAACAAAGUGAUGCAAAAGAGAAUUGUGGGUUUUGGUUGUAAUGCAAUCUUUCAUGGUGAAGAUGUGAUACAACUUGUUGCGUGUUUUUUAAUACCUUGCAGCACAUUUUACUGUUACCAUCUGUAUGCUGCUAAGUAUUUGACUGUAGUGCCUGUAAGUG
Molecule: messenger RNA, 3685 nt
Organism: Doryrhamphus excisus (bluestripe pipefish)
Lineage: Eukaryota; Metazoa; Chordata; Actinopteri; Syngnathiformes; Syngnathidae
Source: RefSeq, a predicted model, not a curated record